AUGUUUAGAGUAUUUGGUUCAUUUGGAUCAAAGAGUACUCAGUCUUCCGGUGAAGAGCAAUCAACAAAAACAAAACAAGUUCUAAAACAGGCCAAUGACUUUGAAAUUGCCUUAAAAGCAAUGGAUUUUGUUCUCGAUGAUAGGACAGAUGAAGGGUUGAAUUUACUGAAAAAAGCUGAAAUGGAAACUGGUUCAGAUCAAACUAUCUUGACUUUGGCAAGGGGUGUUAUCGAAUUUCUUCAAGCCACCUUGAGUUUUGAAACCGAAGAGAUGAAAAAAGCUGCGAUUACUUUAGGUAAAGCUGAGCAAAUGUCGUGGAAAAGUAAGCAAAAUGCUGAGAAGACUAACUUCAAAAGCAGUUCAAUAUAUCCUCCCGGUACUGUCUAUGCAGUGACGUAUACAGAGUCAUGUCUUUUGCAUGCUCUGUUGAUGUUAUUUAGUGAAAGUAUGAUGGAAGCAGCCAAGGCCUUGCUGAAAUUAAGGAGGGCUUAUACAAUGUUACAAGAUAUCAUGGUCACUGUCAAGAAAGCGGAACGAUCGAAAAACUCGAGCUCCCCUUCCCCAAGCGAAAAGAGCCAAGAAUCAUGCGGAAGUUUCGUUUCAGCAGAGACAACCUUCGUAUCUGUAGAUAUACCAUACAAAUUGACCUCUGAGGACAAAUCAAACCCUAUGCUAUUAGAGUUUGCUGAAAAAAUCUACACGAUGAGAAUGGGAAGGUUGUCAGGUGCUCAUAUUGGUAAUACUCCAUCCUUUCAUAGGUUAAGAGAUGAUUUAGGAUUACAGACGACCCCCUCUCGAGCUUCCGAUCGUCAUUCUGUCUCAGAUGAUUUUGAUCUAGAACAGGCCACCAUUGAUGAAUUCAUCCAUUCGGGAGCUAAUUUAUGCUAUGGUAUCUUACAAGUCGUGUUAUCCUUACUUCCACCUGCAAUUGGUGCUGUUCUAUCCAUCGUUGGGUUCAAGGGCUCUCGUGAAGAAGGGUUGAGGCUAGUUUGGAAGGCCACAAAGGAGAGAAAUGUUCAUGGGUGUAUAGGUUUGUUAGGCCUGAUGUUUUAUUAUGAUGGCCCCUUCCAAUUCACAGACGCUGACUUUGAUAUACCACCAAAUGAUAAUGCAUCAAGGACUUUAAACAAAAGCAGGACCAAUGAUAGUAGCCUUUUACCAGGUUAUAUGGAUAGUGCAACUUUAUUGCAUCCAGGAAAAAUUCUAGAGAACGCAUUACUAAAAGCGAGAGCACUUUUUCCUAACAGUGCCCUGUGGUUACUAAAUGAGGCCAAGAUGCUUGCAGGAAAGGGCAGGCUUCGUGAUUCUCUUGCCCUAAUGGACUCCAUUGAUGUUAAUAGCAUCCGUAUGAGGCAAGUGAAAUCGCUAAUGGUGUUUGAACGUGCCAUCCUUUUAGUCAAUUUACACGAGUACAAUAGAGCUGCCGACGAUUUGAUAAGUUUGCUUGAUAUCAGUGAUUGGUCUCAUGCUUUGUAUACUUAUUUUGCAGGUUGCUGUUAUUUAGAAAAUUGGAGAAUGACACAAAUAGGCCUUUUAAAUGACGGCAAAGAACAAUUCUAUAAAGAACGGGCUAGAGAACUCAUAUUUGACGCCCCAUCUUUGUUAGGAAAAAAAACGUUUAAGUCCAAAAAUCUUCCAUUGGAUAGGUUCAUGCUUAGAAAAGUUCAACAAUUUAAUAACAUGCAGAAGAAACUAAAUUUACAAGAACCGCUAGAUUCAAUAGCCACAUCUCCUGUCCAUGAACUGGCUUAUUUCUACAAUGGUUAUAAUAGAAUGACUGAAGACGAUUUGGUUAUAACCAAAAAGAUGUUAACAGAAUAUCACAAUCCCGCCAUUGACUCAGAAGAUCCGGAUCAAGAACUGAUCAGAAAUUUACUACUAUCCUUGACUUUAAGAAGAUUGGGGGACGCUGAAACAGGUUUGGCCUUAUUAGACGAUAUUGUUCUGCCAAAAAUAUUCUACAUCCAAAAUGGUAAAGUGAAAUACUUCAAAAAAACCGAAGACCCAUGGGCAUAUCCAGCCGCUCUUUAUGAGAGGGCUUUAUUCUGCUGGAAAUUGGGUGGCAUGGAAAGUUUGGAUGAAUGUAGGGAAUGGUUGCUAAGAGCUCAAAACUAUGCCGCUGAUUAUGAAUUAAGUACGCGUAUCGGUAUGAAGAUCAAAGCCGCCCUUGAUAGAGUUGAAAACGCGCUUGCUUAG
Molecule: messenger RNA, 2196 nt
Organism: Saccharomyces paradoxus
Lineage: Eukaryota; Fungi; Ascomycota; Saccharomycetes; Saccharomycetales; Saccharomycetaceae
Gene: IML2
Product: Iml2p
Exons: 1
Coding region: 1-2196 (731 amino acids)
Cellular component (GO): nucleus; mitochondrial outer membrane; cytosol
Source: RefSeq, a predicted model, not a curated record